Molecule: messenger RNA, 570 nt
Organism: Encephalitozoon intestinalis ATCC 50506
Lineage: Eukaryota; Fungi; Microsporidia; Unikaryonidae
Product: putative vesicle transport V-snare protein
Exons: 1
Coding region: 1-570 (189 amino acids)
Source: RefSeq, a predicted model, not a curated record
AUGCUAUUCUUCUGGAUUGUUUCUUUUGCAAUGUGUUCUAGGAUCCAGAAGAUCCUAAGGCCUGGAGACAAGGAGGUGUACUGGGCAAUUCUUGAUAGCAAGGAUGUGGAACUUACAAUCCAGUUGAACCAAUAUUCCGACGCGCUUGUGUACUACAAGAUAAUCAAGCCUGGAGAGGUUGACGAUGACAGUGAGUUCAAGGAAGAGCUUAUAGAGAGUGUUAAUGCCAAGUACACAACUCCUGGGGCCUAUCGAAUUGAAGUCUUCAAUGAUGGGUUUGAGAAGGCUUCUAUAAGCAUAUACACAGAUGUCAUGUCGUCUGGAGAUGUUGACAAUGACAACCUGGCAAUUAAGAAUUUGUUUCUUGAUUUGGAGGCCAAACUCAUGUCUUUGUACAGGACGAAUACACGUCUGAAAACAAUCCAAGAAAACAAUAUUGCAGAGGCAAAAAGAAUUCGGAAUGGUCUAUACAUUAUGUUUGCAAUUCCGAUUAUGUAUGUCAUCAUAGGACUUGCCAAGUUGCAUACAACCAAAGCCAUGUUUGCUCCGAAGAAAGGAUCUCGAAUCUAA